Balaenoptera acutorostrata (minke whale) is the source of this 7787-nucleotide messenger RNA. RefSeq names its product retinoic acid induced 1 (gene RAI1). The record is from RefSeq and is a predicted model, not a curated record. NCBI's taxonomy places the organism in Eukaryota, Metazoa, Chordata, Mammalia, Artiodactyla, Balaenopteridae. The transcript is spliced from 7 exons. Gene Ontology annotation, cellular component: nucleus. Gene Ontology annotation, biological process: circadian regulation of gene expression; regulation of transcription by RNA polymerase II. The coding region runs from base 729 to 6383 and encodes 1884 amino acids.
GGGCGGCGAGCGAGCGCAGCCAGGCGGCCGGGAACUUUUCUCCUCGCGCUCUCGCCGCCUUCUUCCCCCGCGCGCCGCCCGCCGCCGGCUCUUCCUGCGCGGAGGGGACCGCAUUUCCCCGCGGCCCUGCGACGCCAGCAGGCCCGGCAGUGCGCAGCCAGGGCCCGGUCCCCGCGCCCCGGGCGCCGCCCCUGCCCGCGGCUGCGCUCGGAAGGCGAGGUGCGGAGCGAGGCGCGGCCGGAGCGAGAGCGCGCCGAGCAGGCCGCCCAGCCCGCCGCCCGAGCGCCGGCUCGAGGAGGGGGCGCCGAGGCCCACCCUCUUUCCUGCCUGGCUGCUGGCCGGCCGGGCCGCCGCGCCCCGACCCCCAUGGCCGCCCGGGUCUCCGGGCAGAGAAGUCGCAACGCCAGACCCCGGGCUCCCGAGUGAGCGCGCGCUGAGGAUCUCAUCCGGCCGCCGCGUUCUGGAAGAAACGAGGGGAGAGCGCGCGCGAGCUGAGGAGGAGGAGAGGCGGCGCGGGGAAGGGAGGCGGCGAGACGCGCAGCGCCGGCGCCCGGGAGACCCAGGAGGAACCCGCAGGAGGCAGGUGCCGCCGUCCUGCGUUCCUGGGAGCCGAGGAGGGGACAUUUUAUGCCUACAGUGGCUCGGCAGCCCCUAAUCAGCGUCUGCUGGAAGGAACAGACAGAUUCCAGAUGGCAUGGCAGUGAUGGAGGAGAUAACCAGCCCGAGUCAUGCAGUCUUUUCGAGAAAGGUGUGGUUUCCAUGGCAAACAGCAGACCUACCAGCAGACCUCACAGGAGACAUCUCGCCUGGAGAAUUACCGGCAGCCGAGUCAGGCUGGGCUGAGCUGCGACCGGCAGCGUCUGCUGACCAAGGACUAUUACGGCCCGCAGCCCUUCCCCAGCUACGAGGGCGGCACCGGCACGCCCGCCACAGCGCGCGCCAGCAAAGGCCUGUCCUCUCCGCAGGCCCCGCAGGGGAGGCCGUCCUUCGCGGGCUACGCCGUCCAGGACGGCAGCCCCUACCCCGGCCGCUACUCGGGGGAGGAGGGCCUGCAGGCCUGGGGGGCACCGCAGCCGCCACCCCCGCAGCCGCAGCCCCUGCCAGGGGCGGUGAGCAAAUAUGACGAGAACCUGAUGAAAAAGACAGCAGCGCCCCCCGCCCGGCAGUACCCAGAGCAGGGCGCCCAGCUGCCCUUUCGGACUCACACCCUCCACGUCCAGCAGCAGCUGCCGCAGCCCCCGCAGCCCCUGGCGUACCCCAAGCUCCAAAGGCAGAAGCCCCAGAACGACCUCGCCUCACCCCUGCCCUUCCCCCCGGGCAGCCACUUCCCCCAGCACUCCCAGUCCUUCCCCGUCUCCUCCACCUACUCCUCCCCCGGCCAGGGCGGCGGGCAGGGGGCCCACUCCUACAAGAGCUGCACUGCCCCGUCCACCCAGCCCCACGACAGGCCGCUGACCGCCAACGCCGGCCUGGCCCCGGGCCAGCGGGUCCCAAGCCUUCACACCUACCAGCCUGGGCGCCUCAGCUACGAGCCACAGAAGCAGCAGCAGCAAGCCCUCCAGAGCCGCCACCACGCCCAGGAAGCCCUCCACUACCAAAACCUCACCAAGUACCAACACUACGGGCAGCAAGGCCCAGGCUACUGCCAGCCGGACGUGGCCAUCAGGACCCCGGAGCAAUACUACCAGACCUUCAGCCCCGGCUCCAGCCACUCGCCCGCUCGCUCCGUGGGCCGCUCCCCUUCCUACAGCUCCACCCCGUCGCCGCUGAUGCCCAACAUGGAGAACUUUCCCUACAACCAGCAGCCGCUCGGCCCUGGAGCCUUCCCCGCCGGUCUCGCGGACCACAGCCACUUCAUGCCCCUGCUCAACCCCUCCCCGACGGACGCCGCCGGCUCCGUGGACGCCCAGGCCGCCAACUGCAAGGCCCUGCAGAAGGACAAGCUUCCCGAGAGCCUGCUGUCGGACCUCAGCCUGCACAGCCUCACGGCGCUGACCUCACAGGUGGAGAACAUCUCCAACACCGUGCAGCAGCUGCUGCUCUCCAAGGCGGCCGUGCCCCAGAAGAAGGGCGUCAAGAGCCUGGCGGCCCGGACCCCGGAGCAGCACAAAAGCCAGCACUGCAGCCCCGAGGGCAGUGGCUACUCAGCCGAGCCUGCAGGCACGCCGCUGUCGGAGCCGCUGAGCAGCACACCCCAGUCCACGCACGCCGAGCCGCCCGAGGCCGACUACCUGAGCGGCUCUGAGGACCCGCUGGAGCGCGGCUUCCUCUACUGCAGCCAGGCCCGCGGCAGCCCCGCCAGGGUCCACGGCGGCUCCAAGGCCAAGCCCGAGUCCGUGUCCACCUGCUCCGUGACUUCACCCGACGACAUGUCCACCAAGUCCGACGACUCCUUCCAGAGCCUGCACGGCGGCCUGCCGCUGGACAGCUUCUCCAAGCUUGUGGCUGGCGAGCGGGACUGCCCGCGCCUGCUGCUGAGCGCCCUGGCGCAGGAGGACCUGGCCUCCGAGAUCCUGGGGCUGCAGGAGGCCAUCGGCGAGAAGGCCGACAAGGUCUGGGCCGAGGCGCCCGGCCUGGCCAAGGACACCAGCAAGCCACCCUUCUCGCUGGAGAACCACAGCGCCUGCUUGGACCCCGUGGCCAAGGGUGCGUGGCCGCGGCCGGGGGAGCAGGAGGCCCUGCCCGAGGCCCUGCAGCUGGAAAAGGGCGGCGGCACCAAGGACUUCGGCCCGGGGCUGUUCGAAGAUCCCUCCGUGGGCUUCGCCACCCCUGACCCCAAGAAGACAACUGGUCCCCUCUCCUUUGGCGCCAAGCCCACCCUGGGGGCCGCCACCUCGGACCCCGCCACGGCGGCUUUCGACUGCUUCCCAGACACGACCACCGCCAGCUCGGCGGACAGCGCCAAUCCCUUCGCCUGGCCCGAGGAGAACCUGGGGGACGCCUGUCCCCGGUGGGGGCUGCACCCCAGCGAGCUCGCCAAGGGUCUGGAGCAGGGCGGGAAGGCCGCCGACAGUGUCGGCCAGGAGGACGCCCGCGAGGCUUCGGCCUGCCUGGGCUUCCAGGAGGAGCAGCCCUCGGGGGAGAAGGCCGUGAUGCCCCGGGACUCCCAGCAGGAGGAGGGGGGCGGGGUGAAGGAGGAGGCGGGCGGGCUGCUGCAGUGUCCCGAGGUGGGCAAGGCCGACCGGUGGCUGGAGGACAGCCGGCACUGCUGCUCCGCCGCCGACUUCGGGGACCUCCCGCUGCUGCCGCCCGCCGGCAGGAAAGAGGACUUGGAGGCGGAGGAGUACUCGUCUCUGUGCGAGCUCCUGGGCAGCCCCGAGCAGAGGCCGGGCGUGCAGGAGCCACUGUCGCCCAAGGCCCCGCUGCUGUGUGGCAAGGAGGAGGUGGAGGCGGUGCUGGACCCCAAGGCCGGCUGGGGCUCCCCGUGCGCCCUCUCUGGCGAGGCCGUCAUCCUGCUGGGCCCCACCGUGGGCACUGAGUCCAAGGUCCAGAGCUGGUUUGAGUCCUCCCUCUCCCACAUGAAGCCAGGGGAGGAGGGGCCCGAGGGGGCGCUGGCUCCGGGGGAUCCCACCGCCCUGGCGCCGGAAGCCUCCCUGACCCAGAAGCCGAACAAGCCCGCUGUGCCCGAAGCGCCCAUCGCCAAGAAGGAGCCUGUGCCUCGCGGCAAAAGCUUACGGAGCCGGCGGGUGCACCGGGGGCUGCCCGAGGCCGAGGACUCCCCGUGCAGGGCCCCGGCGCUGCCCAAAGACCUGCUGCUCCCUGAGUCGUGCACGGGGCCCCCCCAGGGACAGAUGGAAGGGGCGGGGGCCCCAGGCCGGGGGACCUCAGAAGGGCUCCCCAGGAUGUGCACCCGCUCCUUCACGGCCCUGAGUGAGCCCCGCACGCCCGGACCCCCGGGCCUGCCCACCACCCCUGCCCCCCCAGACAAGCUGGGAGGCAAGCAGCGAGCUGCCUUCAAGUCGGGCAAGCGGGUGGGGAAGCCCUCCCCCAAGGCCGCAUCCAGCCCCAGCAACCCGGCCGCCCUGCCCGUGGCCUCCGACAGUAGCCCCAUGGGCUCCAAGACCAAGGAGACAGACUCGCCGGAUGCACCAGGCAAAGACCAGCGCUCGAUGAUCCUCCGGUCCCGCACCAGGACCCAGGAGGCCUUCCACUGCAAGCGGCGGCGGGCCUCGGAGAGCCGGGUCCCCAACUGCCGCGCCGCCAAGAAGCUCCUCGCCAACAACCACCUGCCCGCCACGUUCAAGGUCGCCGGUAGCCCCCAGAAGGAGGGCAGGGCGGGCCAACGGGCGAGGGUCCCCAAGCCUGGUGCAGGCGGCAAGCUCUCCGAUCGGCCCCUCCACGCCCUCAAGAGGAAGUCGGCCUUCAUGGCGCCUGUCCCCACCAAGAAGCGCAACCUGGUCUUACGCAGCGGCAGCACCAGCGGGGACACGAAGGAGGAGGGGGCCGAGGGCUCUCCCACCCUCUUCAAGAGGAUGACGUCUCCCAAGAAGGCCAAGCCCACCAAGGGCAACAGUGAGCCCACGGCAAAGCUGCCGCCCCCGGAGACCCCUGACGCCAGCCUGAAGCUGGCCUCACGGGCGUCCGUCCAGGGGGCCAUGAAGACCAAGGUGCUGCCCCCCCGGAAAGGCCGGGGCCUGAAGCUGGAGGCCAUCGUGCAGAAGAUCACCUCACCCAGCCUGAAAAAGUUCGCGUGCAGAGCACCAGGGGCCCCUCCCGGGAAUCCUGUGAGCCCAUCCCUCCCCGAGAAGGACCGUGGGCUCAAGAGCGCAGGGGGCAGCCCGCUGGGGGCAGAAGAAGGUCUCUUAAACGUGAGCACUGGGCAGAAGUUCCCAGCAGCUUUGGGGGCUGAUCCGUUAUGCAGAAAUCCAACCAACAGAUCCUUAAAAGGCAAACUCGUGAACAGUAAGAAACUGUCCUCGACCGACAGUUUCAAAACUGAGGCCUUCACGUCCCCAGAGGGCCUGCUGCCUGGGGGCACUGCCCUGGCACCUAAGAAGAGAAGCCGGAAAGGCAGGGCUGGAGCCCUCGGACUCCCCAAAGGCUCCCUGGAGAAGAGGCCUCAUCUCGGCCCAGCUCUGCUCCUGACGGCCAGCAGCAUGCAGGGGGGCAGCGAGGACAGCUCUGGCGGAGGUGGCAAGAAGCCAAAGACGGAGGAGCUGGGGCUGGCCUCCCAGCCCCCUGAGGGCCGGCCUUGCCAGCCCCAGGUGAGGGCACAGAAGCAGCCUGGCCACGCCAACUACAGCAGCUAUUCCAAGCGGAAGCGCCUGACGCGGGGCCGGGCCAGGAACGCCACCACCUCACCCUGUAAGGGGCGUGCCAAGCGGCGGCGGCAGCAGCAGGUGCUGCCCCUGGAUCCCGCAGAGCCUGAAAUCCGCCUCAAAUAUAUUUCCUCCUGCAAGCGGCUGCGAGCAGACAGCCGCACCCCCGCCUUCUCGCCCUUCGUGCGGGUGGAGAAGCGGGAUGCGUUCACCACUGUAUGCACUGUUGUCAACUCCCCCGGAGAGGAGCCCAAGCCCCACAGGAAGCCUUCCUCCUCCUCUUCAUCCUCUUGCUCCUUUUCCUUGGACGCGGCCGGGGCCUCCCUAGCCACGCUCCCUGGAGGCUCCAUCCUGCAGCCUCGGCCCUCCCUACCCCUCUCCUCCACCAUGCAUCUGGGGCCCGUGGUCUCCAAGGCCCUGAGUACCUCUUGCCUUGUUUGCUGCCUCUGCCAAAACCCGGCCAACUUCAAGGACCUCGGGGACCUCUGUGGGCCCUACUACCCCGGACACUGCCUCCCCAAAAAGAAGCCAAAACUCAAGGAGAAGGUGCGGCCAGAGGGCACCUGUGAGGAGGCCUCACUGCCUCUUGAGAGGACACUCAAAGGCCUCGAGUGCCCAGCUGCCGCCGCCGCCGCCACCGCCACCGCCGCCACCGGGAAGCCCCCCAGGCCUGACGGCCCAGCCGAUCCGGCCAAGCAGGGCUCCCUGCGCACCAGCGCCCGGGGCCUAUCCCGGCGGCUGCAGAGUUGCUACUGCUGUGACGGUCGGGGGGAAGGUGGUGAAGAGACAACCCCAGCUGACAGGAGCCGCAAGCACGAGUGCAGCAAGGAGCUGCCGGCAGAGCCUGGUGGGGACACGCAGGAGCACUGGGUGCACGAGGCCUGUGCCGUGUGGACGGGCGGGGUCUACCUGGUGGCCGGGAAGCUCUUUGGGCUGCAGGAGGCCAUGAAGGUGGCCAUGGACAUGACUUGUUCCAGCUGCCAAGAAGCCGGGGCCACCAUUGGGUGCUGCCACAAAGGAUGCAUCCACACCUACCAUUACCCGUGUGCCAGCGAUGCGGGUUGCAUAUUCAUCGAAGAGAACUUUUCUUUGAAAUGCCCCAAACAUAAGAGGCUGCCAUUGUAAUCCACCCCCGGCCGGAGGAGCCGCCGGAUCCCGCCCGCCCGCCGCCCGCCGCCCGCCGCCCGCCGCCGCCGCCGCCGAGGAGAGGAGCCGCCGGCGCAGCCCCCGGGCCUUUGCGCUGCUUCCGGCGCGGGUCUACAGCCGAUCCUUGAUCCGGACCCCGGAUCUUGGAUCUGGCCUCCUCGGGCGGAAGCUAGUGGUCCCGGGUCGGGAAGAAAACAGGUUCCGGAUCCGUCUGCUCCCGGAACCGGACGGCACAGGGCCUUCUCGCCCCCAUCCCCCGGCCAGGCUUGGAGAGGGGGAGCCCGCGGAGCGGCCAGACUCCUUGGAACACCCAGGCUCCGGCGUGGGUGGGAGGCCUUUAGCCUGGGGACACGCUUCUCCCCCUGGAAGUUUCAGGACGACGUGGCACACAUUCCACGUGGGUCGGUAGUGGCACGCAGCUGGGCACCCUGCGAGUGGGGUGGGGUCCGAAGAGGCCAAGGCCGGCUCCCCUCCAGGACGUCUCUCCUGGAACGAGGCUGGGGGCGGGGGGAGCCGAAGCCUGUCCGGCGCAGGAGGGGCCGGAGGCUGUGCGCCCUUCCCUCCCAGCCUUGGCGGGUCGGGAGGGCCGGGGGCCUGGGGCCCGGGGCCCGUGCUCACGGGAUGCGGGCUCACUGGGCGUGGGCCGGACUGGCCCCCGCUGGCUUCUGCUCGUACCCCUUCCAGUCCGCCCCGUCCCCGGAGCCCAGCCUGGGAGCGCAAAAGUCGCGACCAGAGCGCACCCCCGGCAGACGCAUGACCGACCCUCUGCACGACCACCGUCUCCGGGGGCCGCAGCGCCACUCGCACGGGAGCGGAGACAGCGCUAGAUCCAUGUACACACCUGUGUGCCCCUCUAUAUAUAUGUCACAUAGAAUGUAUAUAUGUUGGGAACAUGCUCGCUUCUCCCGUGUGUCGCCGCCGUGCGUCGUGUGCCCCUCAGCACGGGGCCCUUGCCGGGAAGGGGGCUCCGGCGCUGCCUCCCUCCCCAAGCAGCCACCACCGCCCGGGCCAGUGCCCGCGAGUUCGUCCGCCUGUCCGUCCGUGUCCUCAGCUCUGUCCACGCUUCGAUAGGCCUGACGCAGCCCCAGCCCGGGGCCGCCCUAGCAACUUCCUGUACAUAUGACUGUAAAACGGUGAACGUGUGUAUUAUAUCCGGCCUCGUUAUAUAGUGUAUAUAUAUGUAUACAUAUACAUAUAUAUAAUAUAUAUGAAGACUGUAAAUGUUAAGACGACUAGUGUUCUUAUUAGUAUAUUGCUUCACACUGAAGAUUGUGUGUAUCGAGCUGUUUCUAAAAGAUGUUUAUUUUCCUUAAGAGUAAAAAAAAACAGUCAUUGCAUUCAGAAAAAAAAAAAGUCAAUAAAGAUACAACGAUUGUUUUGGAA